Molecule: messenger RNA, 2115 nt
Organism: Halteromyces radiatus
Lineage: Eukaryota; Fungi; Mucoromycota; Mucoromycetes; Mucorales; Cunninghamellaceae
Exons: 8
Coding region: 44-2035 (663 amino acids)
Cellular component (GO): mitochondrial inner membrane
Source: RefSeq, a predicted model, not a curated record
UUUUUUUUUGUUGUUGUUGUUGUUGUUUUGAUUUAUAUAGACUAUGCAUUCCUGUAUAGUAAAAAGUAGAUCUAUUGGACAAAGACUACUUGUAUUACAACUACGAUCUAGUUUGACCAAUCGAUUAUUUGGGAUAUCAUGUUCAAGGAUCUGUCACCCACAACAAUACAAAGUACAAAGGUUACAUAUAUCUCAUAAUCCAAUGCCAAAAGAAAAUGUUACCACGACUACUACCACAACAAAUACUGAUCUUCUUCUAAAUUCAAUGGAAGGACAUCGCCCAACCAAGCAAGUCAUCUCUGAGUCAGCCUUUGCAAAACUUGAACAAAUGAUCCAUGUAGCCUACACUGUACCUCAACUCAAACUCUAUCUCAAAUCCAAUGGUGUGACUCCCAGUCAUCGCAAAUCAAACUUGAUCAAACAAAUUAUGGUAGAUUAUUGGAAACUGACUACCCCAGAACGGAAACGAGCCAAGGAACUAUCGCAACGGAAAAACAAUAGUCGAGACCAAUUCCAAUUACAACAGGAUGAAAUGUUCUUUAUUCUUCAAGACAAUGGUAAUAUGAUUCGUGAUAUUGAACAACAAUACAAGGUGCGUGUUAGGAUUGGUGUCACAGAUUUGAUGUGUACACUGGAAGGUCAGAAAUCUCAGUUACCUGCUGCUUUGGUCGCUAUUCGGGAAGCCAUUACUUUGGAAAGACAACGUGUGCGACUUGUUGAUGAUCGAUCUACUGCCAAUUUAACAACUGAUACACUAGCUAUGGUACCUCAGCGAGUACUGGAUGAUUUAUCAAAGACAUCUGGUGCUUAUAUUUCUUUGGACAAUAAUCAGAUCUCUUUAGCUGCACCAACAAAAACAUCUUUGAGCGAUGCGAAACGGAAAUUGGCUGUAUUCUUGACUGAUUUUGGUUUUACGUCGAAACGAUCUCUACAACCAUCUGAUUAUACCGCAAUACAACAUAUUCCAACAUCUUCAACAUCAAAAACAGAUCCAUUGAUCUUUUUGCCUUUGCACGAUACACCUUCAAUGCCAUUGGCCAUGAAAACAAUUGGAUGGAGCCGAGUCUGUCGUACCGGUGAAGAACGAGAUAUCAAGUCAGAUGCUUCUUCUCAUUUUCAUCUAUUAGGUGGUGAUAGAUCAUCGUCAUCAAGUGAACUCUCUCCAUUACAAAUCAAGGACAUGUUACAAGAAACAUUCAAAACCACUGACAAAAAGUUAUCUAUAGAAGCAACAUUUGGCCAACUUCUUUUUCAAAAUCCUACUGUUGUACCUGGACAAACCAAUCUUUUGAUACCAGAAAUACGUGGUUGUUUUAAUUUGAAGGAUUUGGAAAAGUUGUAUCAAUCAUCCACUUGUCAUCGACGUUUUUUCAGUGGAUAUCCUCCAAGCAAUAUUAGACCAUCUUUGCUUCCAUUAACUUCAAAUAAUGAAUUCCAUCAACGUAUUGUUAGAAUAGGAUAUAUCGAUUCUUCUCUUCUUUGUCAAUUAAUGGUGAAUGAUAUUAUUCCGGAAUCACCAUUACUAACAUCUUCAUUACAACGACUACAACUUGAAUUUAUUGAAAAGGAUGAUGGAACAUUGGAAUAUCAACGAACGAUUGCUGAACAUGAACGGAAAUCAAUAGAUCUUCUUGGUGUAUCAGGGAAUGUAGAUGUUCGAUUGACAGCAAAGGAAUAUAGUAUUUAUGAUAACAAAAUGAACGAAAUGAACAAAACAGCAGCUUCAUUAUUGGAUUUGGUGAAUAAUUGUCGAUUAGAUAGUUAUUCCGAAUUAUCAUGCCCCACUGUUUGGAAAUCCGACGAAGGUGAAAUGACGUUAUUGGAUGUAACCUUCAAUAAUGAAUCUAGGUAUCGACUUGAUGACAAUUUGGUGACAUUACGAUAUGUAGAUGAACAACAAAGUCGUACUAGACGUGCAGAAAUGAAGAUGGUACCAUAUCAACAAGAAACUGAGAUAAAGAAUGAAUUUGAUUAUUGGGAUGGAUUUUGGAUCAAAGUGAUAGAUUUGGCACAAAAAUGGAACUAUAGAAGUUAGAUCUUUAUCAAUAAAAAUAUGAUUUUUUUUUUUAGAGUUGAUUAAUAAAGGAAUAAAAAAAAGUGCUUCUUUUCUUUUUA